AAUUGGACGUGGGAAAAGACCUUCACUGCGGUGUGGCCUUUCCCAGACCUCUCCUAUCGAAGGCCACAAAACCAGUCCAGGCCCGGCAGAGCUGCCUUUGGCCCUUGUAGCUCCUGCUGGCCCCACAACGGGGAAGCAGUUUGCAAAGUGGCUCGGAAGGAGUGUGGCCUAGGAAUCUGCUACAAGUGGCCGGGUGUAGCAGGAGAGCCCAGCGUCACCUCCUGGUCCUGGACAGCCUUAACACUGUGGCAUCCUCCGCAGCACACACAGCGGCCUGCAGUCUGGAAAGCGGACCCAAGCCUUUGCAGAGGGGCGCCAUGGAGCUGCAGGCCCGCACAGCAGCCCCAGCCUCCCACUCCUGACUGUGAGGACAUCGGUUCUAGGAGAGCACUUUUUUUAAAGCUCCCAUUUUGUAACCACUUUGCAGUUGACUUGAGUACUCUGGUAACUUGCUGUGUGAAGCGAUCUCAGCUGUGAGAACGUGCAGCUCCAGGCAGGUUUUCUUUCCAAGAGUUAAGUCUUCCCUUGAAGGCCGGGAAGCAGGAUGGAUACACAUGUAUCAUGCACAUAAAGUACCAGGCGCAGGAGCAGCCCAAACUCGAGGCUGACUAAACUGGAGGCUGAACACUGUGGAGGUCUGCAUGCAGCCUCCCUGGAGCCGCCCCUGGGCUUGAGGGUGCCGCACCCGUGGGCUUCCAGGCCUGCCCAAGUGGUGCCUUCAGGCCUUUGCCCCUGGCGGCCAUCCUUAGGCCGAUUUUGACCAGCAAUGAUAGACUCUUCUUAACCCUUUCAAGAAAAUUUUUUCAGUGGGACAGGAAGGAGAGUUAAACAUUUUUUUAAAGGUGGUAACAUCUGACCCAUGAAGGGUAUGGGUCUGUUUUACGCUAAAUAAAAGUUUUUCAAA
This is a messenger RNA of Rhinopithecus roxellana (golden snub-nosed monkey), 904 nucleotides long. RefSeq lists its product as uncharacterized. NCBI's taxonomy places the organism in Eukaryota, Metazoa, Chordata, Mammalia, Primates, Cercopithecidae. The record is from RefSeq and is a predicted model, not a curated record.